AUUUGGUUUUAUUUGCCUAGUGGUAAGUGCACCUGCAUAUGUUGCUGUCACAUUAUAUGCACUUCUAUUAUUCUCCCUGCGCAUCCUCUUCAUUCUCAUUUCAUGUCAGCCUUCCAAGAGAUCAAGUGAACAAGGGCAAAACUCUGAAAAUCUAAAGAGAUCACGGAGCGCUAUAUGAUCAUAUGCAAGCAAUACUUUUAUGCGAUAAAAUGGAGCUUUAUGGUUAUUUUGAGGAGAAUUUCCAUCAUCUCAAGUACGGUCCAAAUAGUAUAAGCUCUGCCUCAGCUCAGUUCGCGACCUCUAGAGCUAUGGGAAUAUAUGAAGCAAACCACCACAACAGCAUAUGGGGAAACUCAUUUAAAGUUGACAGCGGUAUGAAUACAGGUGCACCUGCAGUAGUUGAAGCUAAUCCCAAACUUAACAAUAGGUUAGAAGAUAUUCCUUCGGAUGCUCUAGAACAAGUAGAACCAUCAAAAAGAUAUGACCAGGAAGCAAACAAGCCCGCAGAUAAGGUAUCACGUCGGCUUGCACAAAAUCGGGAGGCUGCACGGAAAAGUCGUUUGCGUAAAAAGGCUUAUGUUCAACAACUAGAAACUAGUCGCAUUAAACUGGCUCAAAUAGAGCAGGAGCUUGAGCGGGCUAGACAGCAGGGCGUAUAUGUAAGCACGCAUGCAGGAGAUUCGAGUCUCGGUUUGUCGGGAGCUGCUAACUCAGGGAUUGCUGCUUUUGAGAUGCAAUAUGGACACUGGGUCGAUAAACAGAACACUCAGAUUAGUGAACUAAGAGCAGCUUUACUAGCACAUGUAUCAGAAAUAGAGCUUCGAAUGCUUGUAGAAAGGGGAAUGGAGCACUAUGAUGAACUUUUCCAUAUCAAAGCCAUCGCUGCUAAGUCUGAUGUUUUCUAUCUCAUGUCGGGCAUGUGGAGAACAUCCGCUGAGAGGUUCUUUCUCUGGAUUGGAGGUUUCCGGCCUUCUGAGCUUCUAAAAAUUCUCAUUCCUCAGUUAGAACCUUUGACAGAGCAGCAGGUGGUUGCUGUCUGCAACCUGCAGCAGUCAUCUCGACAAGCUGAAGAUGCUUAUUCACAAGGCAUGGAUAAACUUCAACAAACUCUCACCGAGAGUCUAACAUCUGAACCCUUGGGAUCUGGUGUGGCAAAUUAUAUAGGUCAAAUGGCUAAUGCCAUGGGGAAUAUGGAAGCUUUCAUAAGCUUUGCUACUCAGGCAGACCAUCUUCGACAACAAACCCUGCAGCGAAUGUCGAAAAUUUUAACGACUCGACAAGCAGCAAGAGGCCUGCUUGCCUUGGGUGACUAUUGCCAGCGUCUCCGCGCCCUCAGCUCUGUAUGGGCUGCUCGGCCUAGAGAACCAGCUUAAACUUAAAUGCACUUGGCAAGUGAUAUAUACUGAUAUUAAGCCAUCAAUGGUGGUCACACAGGAUGAGAUGGGAGUUUUUUUUUGUAAAUAUUCUUGUUGCUUCAGGCUCUCUCUUGCAAAAACAUGUGAUUGUCAUCAUGGCCACCCAUUAGCUGUAAUUUUCAACAAGAUGCAUCCUAUUGUUUUUUUCGUCCUCUUGAGGCAAUUGUUUCUCAUUAUGGGCAGCUGGUGUUUCUUCCUUGCCUGAGGUGAUAAUAUUUGGAUGGUUGAGGCAUUGUAGCAAAUUAAAGAGAAAGAUCAUGUAUAACUAUAUUGUAUAUUAGAAAAAUCUCCCUUUCUGUGU
This is a messenger RNA of Asparagus officinalis (garden asparagus), 1716 nucleotides long. Its product is annotated as transcription factor TGA1-like. The record is from RefSeq and is a predicted model, not a curated record. Gene Ontology annotation, biological process: DNA-templated transcription; regulation of DNA-templated transcription. Gene Ontology annotation, molecular function: DNA-binding transcription factor activity; sequence-specific DNA binding. Bases 183 to 1373 code for a protein of 396 amino acids. The transcript has 10 exons. Lineage: Eukaryota; Viridiplantae; Streptophyta; Magnoliopsida; Asparagales; Asparagaceae.